Exophiala viscosa is the source of this 906-nucleotide messenger RNA. Its product is annotated as rab family protein. NCBI's taxonomy places the organism in Eukaryota, Fungi, Ascomycota, Eurotiomycetes, Chaetothyriales, Herpotrichiellaceae. Gene Ontology annotation, molecular function: GTPase activity; GTP binding. The transcript is spliced from 3 exons. Gene Ontology annotation, biological process: vesicle-mediated transport. Bases 157 to 897 code for a protein of 246 amino acids. The record is from RefSeq and is a predicted model, not a curated record.
CCUUCUCCCGCCCUCCGUCAUAUCCUCUCCACCUCGAAUUCUCUACCGAAUACAAGACGCCGGCGACACGUAAUCCACCAUCAUCUACUCGUCGCACUACUUCAGAGUCGUCCCUCGAAUUCACCUACCAUACGAGUGCCGACCUUGAUACAGAAAAUGGCCGAUACGUCCUCAGCACCGAAACCCAGUAGCAGCGUUAAGCUUGUGUUGCUCGGAGAAGCAGCCGUUGGAAAGUCAUCUCUAGUCCUACGAUUCGUCAACAACGAUUUUCAAGAGAAUAAAGAGCCCACGAUCGGCGCUGCCUUUUUGACCCAGAAGAUCUCCCUGCCCAACCGGAUCAUCAAGUUUGAAAUAUGGGAUACCGCGGGCCAAGAGCGCUUCGCCUCCCUGGCACCCAUGUACUACCGCAACGCCCAAGCCGCGCUCGUAGUCUACGACCUCACCAAGCCCACGUCCCUCACAAAAGCUAAACAUUGGGUCGCCGAACUACAGAGACAAGCCUCGCCCGGUAUCGUCAUCGCGCUGGUCGGCAACAAACUCGAUCUGUGCUCAGAAUCGUCCGAACCCGCGCUUGAGGGCGACGAAGAAGCAGACGGCGCGGAGGCGGAAUCCACGGACGGCGGCGACGCGCGCAAGAUCUCGACGAGAGAAGCCAAGUCCUAUGCCGAGGAGGAGAGCCUGUUGUUCUUUGAGACUUCGGCCAAAACCGGCACGAAUGUCGCGGAGGUGUUUUCGGCGAUCGCUAACGCCAUUCCGGAGACGUCGCUGAAAGGCGCCAGAGGUGCAAGCGGCGGUGGCACUCAAGCGGCGCUUUCGGGUGCGGCGAAUCGUGCGGAUGAAGCGAGAGUCAAUCUGACGGAUCGAGCGAAGCAGAAGAGCAAUGAUUGUGCUUGUUAGUGUGGGAUG